AACUGAGCCUCAUUUUGUACACGUAUGUUUACAUUAUUUAGUUUGGAUAUUGCUAGGGUCUAUUUCAACGUCAGCACUUAUAACGCAACUUGUCAGAGUCUUUCUGCAUUUGUUAUAUUACGUAUAUAUGUACCCAUCCUGCAUGCAUGCUUUGGGUCAUCAAGUCGUGAAUAAUGUCUUCGGUUGCGGUCUCUAGCGAUCUGAUGAGCGCCUUUAAGUUCGGCACGGGGAACUGGGAUCCGGAGCACCGCUUCGAGACGUCGUGGCUGUUCCCGCCGUAUGUUCUGUUCGCUCUGCGGCUGUUGAUGCCCGAAACAUGCCGCGACAAACACCGGUGCCGCGGCGGCGGGUUGCAUAUUGUGACGUACGUCCGAGCGAUACUCAAGACUGGCUCCCUCUACGCCUUCGUAACAUUGCUUUUCAAUAUUGGAUACCAAUGCGCCCACACCGAGUUAGGCGGGUGCGAGGCCUCGCGUGCCGAGUUCUCAUUCUUCACGGUGCUCACGUACUGGGGCCUCGCCUUCUACAUGCUCGUAGCAUCAGUCCACACAUUCACCUACGCGCGGUACUCCAACCCCUUUCUCGCCCGCUUCCCGCGGCCAUUGCAGGUCCUGCACGCUCUAUUCUACAGCACCGUAACGACAUUCCCCUUCCUAGUAACCAUCGUGUACUGGGGCGUGCUGUACAGCUACGGAUCCGCCUGGUUCCCUACCGUCUACGGCGCCUGGAGCAACAUCAGCCAGCACGCGAUGAACAGCCUCUUCGCGCUCUUCGAGAUCUUCCUCACGCGCGUGAACCCCCAGCCCUGGAUGCACGCGCUCUGGCUCAUUGUCAUCAUGGCGCUAUACCUGGCCCUGGCGUAUCUGACGAAAGCGACCAAAGGCUUUUACGUGUACCCCUUUCUCGACCCGGGGAGGACCGGAUCCCUGGUCGCUGCGUACAUCUUCGGGAUCGGCGCUGCUACGCUUGUGGUUUUCGCUAUUGUGAGGAGUCUUGUUUGGAUGCGUCGCUGGCUUACGGAGGAGAAGCUGGGGCGGCAUGGCAAGUUUGCCGACUUCCCGCCUAGGAAUAUUCAGGAGGUCGAGCUGGGUGAUAUUCAUGGGGCUGGAAUUAAGUAAUUCGGAUACGGAAGCACUGGCUACUAGUUGAUUAGCUAUUAUGGGAUAAUACGGUAGGCUAAAUAUGGUUUGUUUUCUAUGUUUCUAAGCGAGCAUCCUAGUGAUUAAAUAUAUCUACCUGGUAGGCAAUGAUAUUCAUCAAUAUCAUCCAUGUCUUAACAUUUGUGAUUGCGAUAUACUACGUUGCUUGCAUCGAGUUUUACACCGAAUUAAAUGAGAAGAGCGUGUUUUACCG
Daldinia decipiens is the source of this 1353-nucleotide messenger RNA. RefSeq lists its product as uncharacterized. The transcript has 3 exons. NCBI's taxonomy places the organism in Eukaryota, Fungi, Ascomycota, Sordariomycetes, Xylariales, Hypoxylaceae. Gene Ontology annotation, cellular component: membrane. The record is from RefSeq and is a predicted model, not a curated record. Bases 174 to 1118 code for a protein of 314 amino acids.